UGUGGCAGCACUGAAUCUGUAACAGAUCUGGCUGGCACUGUGAGAGUGCAGUUGAUGGGAAUGUCGCUGUGCUGCAGGUGAUCGUUGUUGUAUCCACUUUGCUGUGUUGAACCGUGAGGAUGCUGCGCUUCCCGGUGAAGAAGAUCAGAAAGCAGUUCAAGCUGCUGCUGCUACUGGUGCUGCUCACCUUCGCUGUGUGGUUUACAUACCUGCACAUCCACCAGGGUAAAGCCAUCCGCCUGCACUUCAACUACGCCAAAGAUGGAGAAAGGCAGGCGGAGGGGACAGAUGCCAGUCAUAAAAGAGACACACGCUCUUCUGACAGCCAUCGCAAGAGUGAGGACACCAGCGACAGCCAUGAGGAAGAUACAGCGGAGGAUGAGCUUCACACUGGUGCUGCUGAGAGGGAUCAUUCUGAGAUACUGAAGUUUCUCUCAAAGAAGUAUAAGAAGUUGCCAUGGAAACCAGAGUUUAAGGGACAGGCAAACCUCCAUGUGUUUGAAGACUGGUGUGGCUCCUCUAUUGUUCAGCUCAGAAAAAACCUUCAUUUUCCUCUCUUCCCUCAUAAGAGAACCAUAGUGAAGAAACUGGCUGUUGCCCCAAAAUGGAAAAACUAUGGUUUAAGAUUAUUUGGCUACAUUCAUCCAUAUAAAGAUGGUGACUUUCAGUUUGCUGUGGCUUCUGAUGAUAACUCUGAGUUCUGGCUGAGUACAGAUGAGAGCCCACUCAACGCCCGGCAAUUGGUCUAUGUGGGCCAGCUGGGGUCAGAAUGGACAGCACCAGGAGAGUUUACCAAGUUCAGGUCUCAGGCUUCCAAGCCUGUCCAUCUCAUCACCUCCAGAAGGUAUUACUUUGAGAUUCUGCACAAGCAGGACGACAAAGGCUCGGAUCACGUGGAGGUCGGGUGGCGCCCUUUUCUGCCAGGUCUGAAAUAUGAGGUCAUUGAUUCUGCCUACAUCUCUCUGUAUACAGAUGAGAGCACUCUCAGGAUGAAUAGUGUGGAUCACAUCCCUCAGACACUGGCCAGCCACAGUCAACUCCCGGUGGGGACGCGGGGCAGCAGGCAGCAUGGCGCCGACAUGUUGAAACCAGACCCUCGUGACUAUUUUUUCAGAACACCUUUAAUUGACCCCUCACGACUGGAGAAUGUGCUGCCCUCCUGUCUGUAUUCACCCACAUACGUCGUUAAAGACUUUCCCAUCGCCCGCUAUCAGGGUUUGCAGUUUGUUUAUUUAUCCUUUGUUUAUCCUAACGACUUCACCCGGCUUACCCACAUGGAACGAGAGAACAAGUGCUUCUACCGAGAGUCACCUAUUUAUCUGGAGAAGUUUGGCUUUUACAAGUACAUGAAAAUGGAUGAGGAGGAGGAUGACAGGCCAUUCUUCUUCCCUAACCCUGAUGAUUUUCUUGAAGAGGAGGAAGGUGUUGAUCCUGAGGAUGAAGCUGAGUUUGUUGGCACUCCACCAUCAAAGAGGACCACACACCCCAGCCAGGCGAGCCACCCCUCCACCCCUUCUAACAAAACAGGGUCUGUAUCAAUGAGAACUGAGAAAGAGGUGCCGCCAAAAAAACAAGCUCUGAGAAAAGAACAGAGACACUUUUUCCACAAGGAUGAUCAAGCGGCUAAAGUACGGAGAAAGCAGGUGGAGCCAGAGAGAUCUGAUGGACAGGAGGAAAUACAGGAGGCAGCAGAUUCUCAAAAUGUAGUGCACACUCGCUCUUUGUCUUGGAUCCAGAAACAGGUAAAGAAACAGGACCAUGCACCGAAGCUGAGCAAAUCUUCUUUGCUGUUUCCUAAGAAAUCCUUGGCAUCUCUUACCAACAGAGCUAAACAACUCUUGACUAACUCUGCCCAUGCCAGUCAUACCACAAACAACCACAAAAAAAGCCAUAGCAUUAGCAACAAGGACCAUAAAAACAAGAAGAACAAUAAAAUCUACAUCACCCGACCCCAUUUAGCCAAAGGAAAGAAAAGUUCAGUUUCAUAUCAACCUCGAGAGAUCUUUCCUGGUGUUUUUCUCUAUCAUACUGGAAAAACCACCAAGCUAAUGAGCUUAAAUUCUAAACCCAAAGUUAAAGAAGUCCUUGGGGUGUCUCGUCACCUUGCUAGACCCCCUCUCAGAGAAAACAGAAUAUCCCACCUAAACUUGAACUCUAGCAGACAAAGUGCAGCUCACCAAGCUUCCAGCAGAGCAGCUCUUGUGAGUCACACAGAAAAAAGCAACAAGCUAGCUUUACCUGCUAGUACCACGCAGCACUCAUUUAAUUCCUCAAAGAAUGCCCUCCCUACCGAACCUCCCCAUGUGACAUCCUACCUCCGCACCACCGAGAUCACCGAGACACAGCUGCAUCAAGCAGGACCAGAAGCUGAGCAGGACGAAGAGGAGGGCGACCUAUCAGAUUACAGCUACGAGGAGGUGGAACCCCGGCCGGGCUGGGCGGAGGAGGCUAUCAACUGGCAAAGGACGUUUUCUGUAAAUAGUAUGGACUUUGAGACGCUGCGUUCCGAUUGGAAUGAUUUAAGGUGUAACGUCUCGGGAAACCUGCAGCUGCCCGAGAGUGAGGUGGUGGACGUGCUGGCUCAGUACAUGGAGAAACUGAAUGAGCGAAAUGGAGGAAUCUACACACUCUUGCGAAUCAUAAAUGUGGAAAAGAGGCGUGACUCGGCGCGGGGGAACCGUUACCUGAUCGAGCUGGAGCUGAUGGAGCGAGGGAGGAACGUGGUACGGCUGUCUGAGUACAUCUACCUGUUAUUGCACCCUGGCCGCAUGGAGGACAGCCUGGAGACUAGAGAUGGGGUGACUGCUGAACCCUCUUCUGUCUCCAUCUCACCCUCUGCAUCCUCUCAGCCAGUUGCACAUACUACACAUGCUAGCCCGAGGCCUGGAACGGUCUACCCCAAACCACUGCUCUGUCAGCCGCUAAUGCUGCAGUGGAGAAAAGAUGUCAUGGUGCACUUUGUGGUGCCUGUGAAGAACCAGGCUCGAUGGGUACAGCAGUUCAUCAGUGACAUGGAGCUCCUGCACCGAGAGACCAAAGAUGAGAACUUCAACAUCAUAAUCGUGGACUUUCAGAGUGAUGACAUGGAUAUUGAACAGGCUUUGAGAGAGAGUUCUGUACCCAGGUAUGACUAUCUGAGAAGGGAGGGCAAUUUCGAACGUUCUGCUGGGCUGCAGAUUGGAGUGGACACUAUUGAGGACAGCCAUAGUAUUGUAUUCCUGUGUGACCUGCACAUUCACUUUCCUCUUAACAUUCUGGAAAGCAUUAGGAAGCACUGUGUGGAGGGCAGACUAGCCUUUGCACCUAUUGUCAUGAGACUAGGCUGUGGGAGCUCACCUCAAGAGCCUGACGGUUAUUGGGAGGUGAAUGGCUUCGGUCUCUUUGGAAUCUAUAAGUCUGACUUUGACAAGAUUGGUGGCAUGAACACAGAGGAGUUUAAAGACCGCUGGGGAGGAGAAGACUGGGAAUUGCUGGACAGAGUGUUACAGAAUGGCCUGGAGGUGGAGAGGCUGAGAUUGAGGAACUUUUUCCACUACUAUCACUCUAAAAGGGGCAUGUGGAACUCUCAGAUAAAGAAAAGCUCAAAGGUCUAG
Molecule: messenger RNA, 3593 nt
Organism: Trichomycterus rosablanca
Lineage: Eukaryota; Metazoa; Chordata; Actinopteri; Siluriformes; Trichomycteridae
Gene: b4galnt4a
Product: beta-1,4-N-acetyl-galactosaminyl transferase 4a
Exons: 20
Coding region: 120-3593 (1157 amino acids)
Cellular component (GO): Golgi cisterna membrane
Molecular function (GO): acetylgalactosaminyltransferase activity
Source: RefSeq, a predicted model, not a curated record